Rhododendron vialii is the source of this 519-nucleotide messenger RNA. RefSeq names its product F-box protein At2g26160. The record is from RefSeq and is a predicted model, not a curated record. Bases 1 to 519 code for a protein of 172 amino acids. The transcript has 3 exons. Lineage: Eukaryota; Viridiplantae; Streptophyta; Magnoliopsida; Ericales; Ericaceae.
AUGUGCAAUGCUUUGGCCUACAUCAAACCAGGCCGCGGCAAACAUUGGACUUACAUAAAAGGGGUACUCUAUUCAGAUGCCAUAUACCAUCAGGGAAGGUUUUAUGUCCUGGACAACUAUUCUGGUGUACUAUAUCUUGAUGUUAGAGAUUAUAGCAAACCUAAAGGAAAAUUGGUGGUAAAUCGUACUGCCCGGAAGCAUAUCCUUUUAAGGCUUACAUUGUGGUGUUGUCAACUGGGAAAGACUUGCUCCUUGUUGAGAGGCGGCAGGGGCGGCGGUGGCGGCAGCAGCAGUGGUGGGAAUCAACAAUUUGCAAAGGAGUGGGUUGAGAUCAAUAGUCUAGGUGAUGAUGCCUUGUUCUUAGGUGAUAAUUAUUCUCUAUCCGUGACUGCUUCAAAUUUUCCUGGGUGCCAAGCAAAUUGCGUAUACUACACUGAUGAUGUUUAUAUCGACACCUCUGCGCCUUGUGGAUGGCUUUUAGAAGCUAAAUUCAUUCCUUCUGUAGUGGAUGGCUUUUAG